UCAGCAGGAGAGACACUUCUCAAGACAGAGUCUGAUGUUCGCGGUCACUCGGUCCCACAAUCACCAUGGCUUGGACAAAAUAUCAGUUCAUUCUCGCCGCUAUGAUGCUCAUCACAGGCUCUAUUAACACACUAUCCGCAAAUACUAAAGUAUGUAUAUAUAUACAGGCGAAGAUGAAAAUCGAACAUUUCAGGACAAGAUGAUUAGACGACUCACGUGCAAUUGUGAUGAUCCGACGUGUCGUGACAUGUUGAUGCUGCAAAAUCAUCAAUUCUGCCACCAAAACCCUUGUGACUAUUAGUCAAUUGUGCAAUCGCAGCAAUGGGCUGAUAUGUUCUCUGCACCUGGAUGUUAUGGUUCCCCAAAUCAUGCCUUCUCCCACCCUUUUGUACAGGCUGUGGGAAUGUUUUUGGGAGAGUUGUCCUGUCUGGUGGUGUUCCACAUUCUCCUUUGUCAUGAUCGGCGCAAACCUGAGCCCACAAUGGAUCCGGGCCAAAGUUUCAACCCCCUACUUUUCCUCCCCCCUGCCCUUUGUGACAUGUUAGGCACAUCCAUCAUGUAUGUUGCACUGAACAUGACCAGUGCCUCCAGUUUCCAGAUGCUGCGAGGAGCUGUGAUCAUCUUCACUGGACUGUUGUCUGUAGCGUUCUUAGGACGGCGGCUGCAGCCCAGCCAGUGGAUUGGGAUUCUAGUCACCAUCCUUGGUCUGCUGGUGGUUGGCCUGGCUGAUUUUGUGAGUGGCCAUGGGGAUGACUCCCAUAAGCUCAGUGAGGUUAUCACAGGGGACCUUUUGAUCAUCAUGGCACAGAUUAUUGUUGCAGUCCAGAUGGUCCUGGAGGAGAAGUUUGUUUACAAGCACAAUGUGCAUCCACUGAAGGCGGUUGGGACUGAAGGUUUUUUCGGAUUUGUCAUCCUCACUUUGCUCCUCAUCCCAAUGUUCUACAUCCAUGUGGGAAGUUUUGCAGACAACCCGCGGCAGGUCCUUGAAGAUGCAUUGGACGCCUUCUGUCAGAUUGGCCAUAAGCCCCUUAUUUUACUGGCACUGCUGGGCAACACCGUGAGCAUUGCCUUCUUUAAUUUCGCCGGAAUCAGUGUCACCAAGGAAAUAAGUGCCACUACUCGCAUGGUGCUGGACAGUCUGCGUACUCUGGUCAUCUGGGUCAUGAGUUUACUGCUGGGUUGGGAGGUAUUCCAUGGCCUACAGAUUUUAGGCUUCAUCAUCCUACUUGUGGGUACAGCACUAUACAAUGGACUCCACAAGCCCUUGAUGGCCAAACUGCCCUGCUUCCCUGGAGAGCAGAGAGCAGAGGAGGGAGAAGCCCCAGAGAGAGAGAGACUGCUUGGUGCAGGAAAAGCUGCAAAUGAGAGCUAAUACUGGACUUUGAACAAAAUGCUGCCCACAAAGCAUUUAAUUUUUUGUUUUAAUUGUUAUUUCCAUUUUAAGAAAUAAUCAUAUUUUAGUAUUUUUAUUUUCAGAGUUUGAUUCAACACUUGGGAACCAUCACUACUACUGCUACUACAACAGCCAUUUUUAUGGGCAUGUCUCAAAAAAAAAAGGACAGUUGUGCUUAGAUUUUAAUGGUUGAAUGCACAUUUUUACUUUAGGAAAGGGAAUCAUUUUUACAUGAUUUUAAUGCCAAAAAUCCUUAAAAUAACAUUUAAAAGUUUUUAAUCCUGUGGUUUAUAGGUUUCGAAACCGUUUGUGUUUGUUUACAUGAUGUGUUGUUGUUUGGAGGACAUUAUUUCUCUAAUCAUUUUAUUUGAGUAAUAUUUUUAGUGAUCUGUGAAACGGGUAUUGUGCACUGACAAGAAAAUCUUCUGUUAGUCCAUGUAUAUUGGUUUAUAAAAAAUAUGGAAGUAUCACUGUGUUUGCUGCCAGUAAAUAUCACAAUGUUUGAUUUUGUAAUACACAACGAACCCGAGUCUCAAAAACAGUGUAGCUUUACUAGAAGUAUUAAACUGACAUCUGUUUCAUUUCACAAAUCUGUCCUCUGCAUAAAUGUAUAAAUUCCUCUCACAUUCUUGUUUGUACAUUGUGGAUGCAUUUGUUUGUUGUUAAAGAAAACAUGAAGAUGAGAGAACUGUCUGUGUCACAUGUCUAAUUAUAUGUAACAACACUAUUAUUGAUUUCCUAACUAAAUGUUUGACCUGUACAAUGAACAUAUGUGAACAAGAUAAGGAUAAUGUUGCCCUUUUUAAUGUAAAUCUUAAUUUACAUAUGUAUACCCUUGCACAACAAAUUUUAAAACAAUGGCCAUCAAUAAUAUUUAUAAAAACUGUAACACUUUCCAAUAAAAAUCCGUUAACUAACUAGCUGA
This is a messenger RNA of Cyprinus carpio (common carp), 2318 nucleotides long. It is a transcript of the gene slc35f6, whose product is annotated as solute carrier family 35 member F6. Gene Ontology annotation, biological process: transmembrane transport. NCBI's taxonomy places the organism in Eukaryota, Metazoa, Chordata, Actinopteri, Cypriniformes, Cyprinidae. Gene Ontology annotation, molecular function: transmembrane transporter activity. The record is from RefSeq and is a predicted model, not a curated record. Gene Ontology annotation, cellular component: membrane; intracellular membrane-bounded organelle.